Molecule: messenger RNA, 1414 nt
Organism: Aspergillus costaricaensis CBS 115574
Lineage: Eukaryota; Fungi; Ascomycota; Eurotiomycetes; Eurotiales; Aspergillaceae
Exons: 1
Coding region: 120-1328 (402 amino acids)
Molecular function (GO): gamma-glutamylcyclotransferase activity
Source: RefSeq, a predicted model, not a curated record
ACUAUUUAUAAUGGACAUAUACAUUUGCUCAUACCUUUGUCACCCUGGUUGACUAACGGACAGGAACUAUUUUGGCAAGAUUUAUUAACCAACUGGACCAGCUUGACCAUUCUAAAAAGAUGGCGGCAGUCAAUCGAGACGAAGAAGGAGGCCACUCCAUCCCUCGCACACGCCGCUCGAGCAUGAUCGAAACAUACGAGCGACUCGGAGAAAUCAGCCCUCUGACCGGUCACACACACCCCUCCCAACAAGAAACCGGCCAUUUUCUGCCUGAAACAACCCCCGAGAGGAGACAAGUAUCGACAACAGAUCGGUCUCUCGAGAAGGACGCCGACCUUGCGGACAAGGUUACUACCCAUCAUUUCGAGGAGAUCGGAGACGGAAACCCACCGCCUGACGAAACCGUUCUAUACCUUGCCUACGGCUCGAACCUAUGCUCGGAGACAUUCCUGGGAAGGCGAGGCAUCAAGCCGCUCUCUCAAAUCAACGUCGUCGUCCCAGAUCUAUGGCUCACCUUCGAUCUCCCAGGCAUACCAUAUCUUGAGCCUUGUUUUGCAGCAACUCGACUUCGAAAACCCCCAGUCCAAGAAAAAGACAAUGCUUUAGACGGGAACGCUACAAUGGAGGAGGCCUCGCGUCUCCUCCAUAAGGACGACCCCGACUAUAACCCCAGCAUGCCCCUCGUCGGCGUCGUCUACGAGGUCACCCUCACAGACUACGCCCGGAUAAUCGCAACAGAGGGCGGAGGACGCGGAUACGAAGACAAAGUCGUCGACUGCUACCCCUUCCCGAAGGCCUACAACCCCACAGACCCUCUCCCUGAGCGUCCAAGCACGAAGCCCUUCAAAGCCCACACGCUUCUAUCCCCUGCCGUUGCCGAGGACUUACUGGUAGCUACUACACAAGACCAAGCUCUCACGAGCCGGAAACAAUGCGGUUUCGUCUCGCGCUUUAGCCCUCUCAUCCGCCCGAACCCAUUCUACGCCCAGCCUUCGGCUCGCUAUCUCAACCUGAUCAGCAUGGGCGCCGCUGAGCAUGACUUUCCCGUUGCGUACAGGACAUAUCUUGCUGGGAUUCAGCCUUAUCGUAUAACUACCCUGCGGCAGAAGGUGGGCAAGGUGCUGUUUGCGGGUGUAUGGAUGACGCCGGUACUUUUGGUCUUGCUUUUGCAGAGGAUUUCUGCGGGCUCGGAUGGACGCAGUCCCCCUUGGCUGGUUAGAUUGGCGGAUGCUGUCUUUUUUGCCAUGUGGCGGUCGUAUGAUAAUGUGUUUCGGGGUGUCUUUGGGGAUGGGGAAAGGACAAUCGAUGAUGGUACUGCGCGGUCAUAAUUUUUUGUCCGAUCUAGAUAAAAGUAUUCAGGUGAUGACGCUAUCCUCACUGGUGAUUGUAUAAUAAAAAGACUGGUUUUUAAUAA